CAGGUGUUACAAGGCCCUUCUCAGCCUGAUACCCAUACACUUUGGCCUUACUCACCUGUUCCCACCCUUGCCAGGCCUUUCCCACCGUUUCAAGUGACUGUUUGCCCUGAUUGUUCCUGUUGCAGGGUGGUCCCUGCUUAGCCUCAGGGCCCAGCAAUAACACCACCUCCCCUCGGGCUCCUUCCUGGCCAUGCUGCGCCCACUCCAGCCAGCUUGCUGAACUCGGGAGCCGACGGUCCUCUGGGAGGCAUCUUGGGGGUUUGUCCAGGGUUUGUUUUUAUCCUGAGACCUGGACACAGGAGGGGGUCAUCCACCCUGACACCUGGUUCCACUCACGCUUCUCUUAAGAAGCCACAGGGGUUCUGCAGACCACCCCUUCCAUGCCACGCCUAGGGCAGGGGCCCCCGGGCUCAUCCCCCAAUGGUUUGUGGGGGUCGUGGUUCAGGCUCCCUCUCCCCCUCCCCUUCGCACUCCCAGGCAGCCAGGGCUACUGUGACUCGUGUUCAGCAGGGCGGGGACUUGGGAGAGCACAAGAGUUUCUCAGGAAGGAUUGGGAAUGGCGGGAGCCUCACCUCUCCAGGGCGCCCAGCGUCCUCCACACCUGUCCUGCCUGCCCCAUCCCAAGUCCCACCAUCCCUCUCCCAUUCUGCUGCCCAGGCCACCACCUUCUCAUCUGGGGUACCUGCCAUAGCCCUGUCCACAGGUCCCCAUUUUUCUCACCACCCAACCUCCUUCCCACCUGGCCUGGCCUCUUCUCUUCCCCAGCUGAACUGUCGCUCCCCAGAGGAGCUUUUCAGGCGAAGCUCCCCUCCCCCAGAAUGGGCUCCCAUCAUCCAGGGCGUUUCCUUCAGGGAGUCUAUGACAAUGAGAACUUGCCCUGCCUCCUUGCUAACAGGUUUCUCCUGGGAAGGCCAGGAGGGCAGGGACCUGCCUCUGUCCUCUCCCCUAGUGUCCUCAGGAUCUAGGGACCUGCUGACCAGUGAAUGGGGUCUGUGACUGGGUGAGCUCAUCCUUGCAUGACCCACCACCGUGGGAGGGGGACCUAGUCGAUCGCCUUGCCUUCCUCCCACCUGAUCCUGACUGCCCACCACUCAACCACCCAGCUCUGGGGACCUGGGUGGAAAACUUGUUGCCCCCAGAAAUGGAGGAGUGACCCAGCUCCCUCCCAAACCUGAGCCGCAGCCUCACCCUCCUGGCCCCACUCACCCCAGUUCCAUCCCAGGCUUCCUUCCCUCUCCAGCCACCCACGCAGCCCCUCCCCCCAGCCCCACCCUGCCCAGCCCCUCCCAGGUGCCUGUGGUGGAGAGUCGGCUCCCAGGGCACCUCUCACGGGCUCUGGUGGCAUAGCAUGGGGGCUCUAAGGCCCUGGGCCCGAUACGGGCUACUGGCUGUGGCCCACCUGCUGGCCCUGGGGCUUGGGGCCACAGUGCUCCAAGCCCUGGAGGGGCCUCCAGCCCUUCGGCUCCAGGCUAACCUCAGGGCCGAGCUGGCCACCUUCCAAGCAGAGUUCGGGGCCUGCCUGCCACCUGGGGCGCUGGAAGAGCUGCUGGGCACCGCCCUGGUAGCCCAGGCCCAUGGGGUUUCCAGCCUGGGCAAUGACUCCGAGGCCAGGAACUGGGAUCUGCCCUCAGCCCUGCUCUUCACUGCCAGCCUCCUCACCACCACGGGUUAUGGCCACAUGGCCCCGCUAUCAGCUGGUGGAAAGGCCUUCUGUGUGGCCUACGCGGCCCUGGGGCUGCCGGCCUCCUUAGCCCUUGUGGCUGCCCUGCGCCACUGCCUGGCGCCUCUGCUCAGCCGCCCCGGGGCCUGGGUAGCCGCCCGCUGGCAGCUGACGCCGCCCAGGGCUGCGCUGCUGCAGGCAGUUGCCCUGGGCCUGCUAGUGGUUGGUGUCUUCGUGCUGCUGCCAGCACUGGUGCUGUGGGGUGUGCAGGGCGACUGCAGCCUGCUGGAGGCCAUCUACUUCUGCUUCAGCUCCCUCAGCACCAUCGGCCUGGGGGACCUGCUGCCGGGCCGCGGCAGUGGCCUGCACCCGGCGCUUUACCACCUCGGCCAGUUUGCGCUUCUGGGUUACUUGCUCCUGGGGCUCCUGGCCAUGCUGCUGACCGUGGAGACCUUCUCGGAGCUGCCCCAGGUCCGUGCCAUGGUGAAGUUCUUCGGGUCCAGCGGCCCUGUGAAUGCUGAGGACGAAGGUGCCAUCCUAGGCCAGGACGAACUGGCUCUGAGCACCAUGCCACCCUCAGCGGCGGCCCCAGCACAGGCCCCAGCUUGCUGACAGGUGUCGGUGAUGGAGCUGAGCUCCUUUCAGGUGGAGAAGCCUGAGGAGGGAGCCCUGGGGAGUGGCUGGGGAAGCCUCCAGAGGAGGGAAGGGAAGGGGUGGAUGUGAGAACCUCAGGAAAUAAUGUGUUAAUAAAAAAACAGGCAACA
This is a messenger RNA of Cervus elaphus (red deer), 2424 nucleotides long. It is a transcript of the gene KCNK7, whose product is annotated as potassium two pore domain channel subfamily K member 7. Gene Ontology annotation, cellular component: membrane. Gene Ontology annotation, biological process: potassium ion transmembrane transport; stabilization of membrane potential. Lineage: Eukaryota; Metazoa; Chordata; Mammalia; Artiodactyla; Cervidae. The coding region runs from base 1349 to 2272 and encodes 307 amino acids. The transcript has 3 exons. The record is from RefSeq and is a predicted model, not a curated record. Gene Ontology annotation, molecular function: potassium ion leak channel activity.